This is a messenger RNA of Drosophila bipectinata, 1955 nucleotides long. RefSeq lists its product as uncharacterized. Lineage: Eukaryota; Metazoa; Arthropoda; Insecta; Diptera; Drosophilidae. Gene Ontology annotation, molecular function: zinc ion binding. The record is from RefSeq and is a predicted model, not a curated record.
GCUUUUCCUCGUGGCAGUUAGAAAUGAGCAGGCCUUUUGAUAUAUUUUAUUAUUGUAAGUGACAUUUGGAAGUUAACCAAGUACAUUCUAUAGUAUUCUAUAGAAAAGAGCCUAUUGGUAGCGUAGGCACAGGUAUCAAGGGAUUUUCUAGUUCAGUCUUCAAAAUUUGAUCAUUUCGGAGCAGAAUCGCAGAAAAACGUGGUGGCAGCUUCUCGAAUAAAGGGAUCGGCUUUCAUAAACAAAAAUUGUGUAAAGCUCAAUUGCCGUAUUUCUGAGGUGCACCUUCCGCGAUAGCAGUUGCCGUAUCAGUCAGUAUCCCUUUGGCACUACGAAGAUAAGCAGAGCGGGUGUCGCACACUAGAAGCACUCUAGAAGUCCAGAAUUGCAAUGGCCAGCUCCUUGCCAGAACCCCCAGAGCGCCACUUUGGGUACGAGUGUCGCAGAUGCCGAGUCUCGGAUUUUGGCGGCCGCCGCUACUCUUGCUGGAUCUGUCCCAAUUUCGAUGUGUGCGGUGAAUGCUAUGACGCUGGCCAGAUACCCCUGACGCGCCACCAUCUAUACUACCAUCCCCUGGAGGCGCACUUUGAUCGCCGCGAGUUCCGUGUCUACUUCGAGGGCGAGGCCUACGGCUCCGAUAUGCAGGCACUCCAGAGCUACAAGUGCGCUCUUUGCGAUAUGCGCGGCAUGAGCGGCGCUGAUCUCUACCGGCACUUGCUGCAGUCGCAUCGGGAUCAUCAGGAUUACUCCUCGUACAUCGCCAUGGUGUACUCGCAUUACCUAAAACAUAACUCAUUGGGUCCUUGCAACGCUGCAGAAACUCCUUCCCGGUCGACCACUUCCCAGAUGUUAAGGAGGGGCACCGGUUCCUACCGCCCUCCGACCGGGUCGGGGGUACGCAAGUCAACUAUUCGCACUCCCACCGCGGGGUCAGUUGAUAUCGUUAAUUUACUGAGGAGCAUACCGGAAAUGCUGGAUCCUCAUAACGACGAUCUUCCAUACAAGUGUAUGGAAGUAGUGAAUACAAUAGGCACCCUACGUGCUCAGCAGAACGCCUGCACCCGGGCGGAGGAGGCCGCCGCCAUUGGAUCGUAUGUCCGUGUCCUCGAGCAGGAGAUACUCAGUCGGAUGUCCGAAUGGCGGCAGUUGCGUGAGGGUCGUUCCUCAUCGGGCGGUCAACUGAUGCGCCGUCGCAGUGGCCUGAUUCCAGGAUCAAGUGCUUCUUCGGCCGUCUCCAUGGCGGCCGCAGUUCGCGGACGUCCUUCCUCGGCAACACCGUCGCCCUUGAGUACAUCGGAGCAUGCCCGUCGCUACAUGGAUGUCUGGCCAGCAGCUACUCGACCCUUUCGUUUGCCGCCGUCAGCUGUGGCCGCAAAUCAGGAAUUUCGGGAAGCGCUUGCCCAAAGCGCCAAGUCCAAGAGCGGCGAGACUUCAAAGGAAGUGGUGGUAGCUAAAAAAAUCUCGCCUCCGGUCAAGAAGGUGGUUGAUCCGCGCUUCCUGUGCCCAAAAUUAUUAGCUAAUGACAAGAAGGCCGGCUCUUCUGAUUCGAAAACUAAACAGCUUAAGGCCAACUUUAUUCAGGCCAUUUUAUGCUCAAUGUUGGCCGAUGAUGAUCUAGUUUCGAUGCCAUCUGGACUUCCACAUCCCAUAAAUGACCCUUAUUUUGUUGAGGCUAGUGCGGGCUUUGGAGGAAAUCGCCUGGAAAACGCAUGGGUCGCAUGGAAUGAACCUGUUUUUUACUAUGAUUGUGUCGAUCAAAACUUGAUGCCUGCCACGGCUUCCGAUGGUGUCGAAAAUCCAAUGUUGCCAGUGAUUGUCGAGGAUGCCGUCGAGCAUGAUGACGAAUAAGAUUCAAAUUAAAUCUCACAAGCAAACCAAAUAAAUGUUAAAUAAUAAUGAAGUAUUUCUCAUAAUCUAAAUAGCUAUUAAAUAAAUGUUUAUUCUUCAAUUAAAAAAAA